Zea mays is the source of this 1632-nucleotide messenger RNA. RefSeq names its product protein MIZU-KUSSEI 1. The transcript has a single exon. Gene Ontology annotation, biological process: hydrotropism. The coding region runs from base 672 to 1469 and encodes 265 amino acids. Lineage: Eukaryota; Viridiplantae; Streptophyta; Magnoliopsida; Poales; Poaceae. The record is from RefSeq and is a predicted model, not a curated record.
GAUGGCUUACAACGGUUACAAUGAAUCGCUGACACAAUUUUUUUUUGCACGACAACCUAACCCUAAGAAAACUGGAGCACGGCUGCCCGAUGUGUACUUCCGUUCAUGCACCAGCGAACACUGCAUGUGAUGUGCCCAACGAUGGCCAGUGAGCUGUGCCUCCAACUCCAACAGUAGGUUUUGCAGUACAGAUGAGUUAAAACGCCUUCAGUGACUUGAUGUACAAUCUCAUCGAUCAUCACUGCAAAAGAAAGCCGAGAAAAAAGUUUGUCCAACUUUCCUGUGCUUGUAAAAAAAAGGCAUUGAGCAGUACAGUUUUAUGGUUCUGAACAUGUGUCCUUGUUGCAGUUGACUGGCUUUUCAAGCACUACGAACCAGACAUGUCACAAUAUCACGUACCACUAGUCUGUCAGCUAGCCCAAAACUGGUGUCGUCCAAUUGAGAAUUGAGAUCAAGAUUAGCCCAAAUCCCCGCAGCAAAGAAUCGAAACGAUCGACAACCCAAACCUCUCCUUCGUCCUUCUUCGUCACAAAUUUAAAGAGACGAGAGGUGGCCGAUCGACUUCUUCGUUCUUCCCCUUGGCUCGCAGGCUCGGGGGGGCUCUAGCGGAGAGGAAAGCUGCAGCCAUCAGCUGGACCAAAUAAUCCACCGGAAUCAAUCAAUCCAAGCCGAUGCCAUCUCUUAUCGACUACAGCCCGGCCGCGCUACGGUCGCUGCUCCGGCCGCCGCCCAGCGACGAGCGUCGGGCGAAGCAGUCCGGGGCGGCGGCGGGGGCCGGCGGCGCCUUGGGGCUGUUCAAGAUGUUCAAGCUCCUGCCCGUGCUCACCACGGGCUGCAAGGUGGCCGCGAUGCUGGGGCGGCACAACAACCACCGGGCCCUACUGGCCGACCACGCGCCGACGGUGACGCUGUUCGGGCACCGGCGCGGGCGGCUGAGCCUGGCCAUCCACGAGGACACGCGCGCCCCGCCCGCGUUCCUCAUCGAGCUGCCCAUGCUGGCGCCCGCGCUGCACCGGGAGAUGGCCACGGGCACCGUGCGCCUGGCGCUCGAGAGCGACACGCGCGGCGGCGCCGCGGCGCGCCGCCGCCGCCGCCCGCUGCUGGAGGAGUACGUCUGGGCGGUCUACUGCAACGGGCGCAAGGCCGGGUACGCCAUCCGCCGCAAGGACGCGUCCGACGACGAGCGCCACGUCCUGCGCCUGCUCCGCGGCGUGUCCAUGGGCGCCGGGGUGCUGCCGCCGCCGCCCGACGACAGGGCGGGAGCGCGCGCCACGGCCACGGCCACGGCCACGCCCGCCGCUUGCCCCGAUGGCGAGCUCACGUACAUGCGCGCCCGCGUCGAACGCGUCGUCGGGUCCAACGACUCUCAGGCGUUCUAUAUGAUCAACCCCGAUGAUGCCAGCGGCAACACCGCCCGUGGCGGCGAUUGCGCGCCGGAGCUGAGCGUUUUCUUUGUGAGGAACAAGUGAGAAUAUACAAAUCGACGCUAGUACGUAUCCAUAAAUAUACACUGUUCUUCUCUUUGUGAGUAAUAAAUAUAGUACAAUGCAUGUACGUGUACAUGUACAUAUGCUGUGUUCAAACAGCCACGAUAAUACUCUACAACAACGACUACGACAAAUAAAUAAAUUA